UUUUCACUUGGGUCUCUCUCUGCGCCAGCUGAGUCAGAACACCGUUCCGCACCUUGUUUCUUUGGCUUUGCUCUCUCUCUUUCUCUGUCUCUUGUUUUUACUUGGGUCCCUUCAUUUCUCCGUCGCUUUAUCGCCGAUCGCAGCAGAAUGGAUACCGGCUACGUUCUCAGCGUCGAGCCUCAGGAGCUCCAAUUUCCAUUUGAAUUGAGGAAGCAGAUCUCUUGUUCCCUACACCUGUUAAAUAAGAGCGAAAAUUAUGUGGCUUUCAAGGUUAUGACGACGAAUCGAAAACAGUACCGUGUUAGGCCUAAUGCUGGGGUUGUGCCGCCAAGGUCCACUUGUGAUGUUAGAGUUACAAUGCAAGCACAAACGGAGGCGCCUCCUGAUAUGCAAUGCAAGGACAAGUUUUUACUUCGGAGUGUCGUUGCAAGUCCUGGAGCUACUGCAAUGGAUGUCAAUGCAGAGAUGUUCAAUAAAGAGGCAGGGCAUCAUGUUGAAGAGUGCAAAUUCAAGGUUGUUUAUGUUGCUCCUCCUAGACCACCAUCAUCAGUUCGAGAAGGGUCAGAGGAAGGUUCUUCACCCAGAGCUUCUGUGUCUGACGAUGGGAGCCUGAGCGCCUCUGUACAAACCAGUGUUAUUAAACCCCGUCCGAAAGAUGACCCGGCGAAUGGAUCCGGUGAAAGGCUUUUGACGGCUUUUCCCUCGGGAAUGCCCAGUAAUAUUGGGCCAACACAAUAUAGUUAUGAACAACUAUCAAAAGCAACUGGUUAUUUCUCCAACAAGUACCUCCUUGGCCAAGGUGGUUUUGGUCAAGUAUAUAAGGGUGACCUACAUGGUGAAAUCCUUGCUAUUAAGAAACUUUGCUAUUUCCAGGAACAGACCAGAGAAGAAUUGGUCCAUGAGAUUGCAGUGAUUAACAGUGUUCGUCAUUGUAAUCUUGUUAAGUUGCUUGGCUACUGCAUUGAAGGAGGCAAUGCAUUGCUUGUUUUAGAGUAUUGUCUCAAUAAAUCCUUGAGAUUUCAUUUACAUGGAGGAGGAAAGGAGAUUUUGGAUUGGCCAACAAGAAUGAAAAUUGCCAUAGGCUCUGCAAAAGGAUUGGAAUAUCUACAUGAGCACUCGUCUCCUAGGAUUAUUCACCGAGAUAUCAAGCCAGAUAACAUUCUUCUUAAUAUCAAUUUUGAACCAAAGAUUGCUGAUUUUGGACUUGCCUUAUUUUUUCCGAAUACUGUUACUCAUAUCUCAAGAUCCAUUGCAGGAACUGAAGUUUAUAUAGAUCCAGAGUAUUCCAGAAGGGUAUCUAGUAACUCAGAUGUCUAUUCUUUCGGCGUGGUGCUUCUAGAACUUAUCACUGGAAGAGAACCUAAAUAUCAAGGCAUUGACAUUGUUAGUUGGGCAAAAGCUCGAAUUGGACAUGCUUUGAAUGGACAAUAUACAGACUUUGUUGAUUCAAAUUUGCAAAGCUAUGAUAGAAGUGAAAUGGAAUGGAUGAUUUCUUGUGCUGCGGUUUGUGUUUAUAAUCCUUUUGAGUCUCGCCCACAAAUGAAAGAGAUAGUUCGAGCUCUUGAAGGAUAUGGUCCUCCAAAGGAUAAGGCUGCAGAGCAAUGUGGAUGGCAAGCUGGUGGUGCUUUGUGCCCAGGAGGCCUAUGUUGCAGCCAAUAUGGCUGGUGUGCCAACACACCUGAAUAUUGUGGCAGUGGCUGCCAAAGCCAAUGUGACGGUGGAGGUGGUGGUGAAGAUGGCGGCAUAGACCUUGGUAGUAUCAUCUCAAGAUCAACGUUUGAGGAGAUGCUUAAACAUAGAAAUGAUGCUGCUUGCCCUGCCAAGGGAUUCUAUACCUAUGACGCUUUUAUAUCAGCAGCCAAAGCAUUUCCAGCCUUCGGCACCACCGGAGAUGUUGAUACACGUAAAAGGGAGAUUGCUGCAUUCUUUGGCCAGACAUCUCAUGCAACUACAGGAGGGUGGCCAACUGCACCAGAUGGACCAUAUGCUUGGGGAUAUUGCUACAAGGAGGAGCUAAAUCAAGCGUCGUCUUACUGUUCUCCAAGUCCCGCUUAUCCUUGUGCUCCUGGCAAGAAAUAUUACGGUAGAGGUCCCAUCCAACUUUCAUGGAAUUAUAAUUAUGGGCAAUGUGGGCAAGCCUUAGGAUUAGACCUAUUGAACAAUCCAGACCUUGUAGCGACAGAUCGAGUCAUUUCUUUCAAGGCAGCAAUUUGGUUCUGGAUGACUCCACAAUUUCCAAAGCCCUCUUGUCAUGACGUCAUCACUGGACAAUGGUCACCCACCGGCCACGAUAUUUCAGCUGGAAGAGCUCCAGGUUAUGGUGUGAUAACAAACAUCAUCAAUGGUGGUCUUGAAUGUGGUAGGGGUUGGGAUGCUAGGGUUGAAGAUCGUAUUGGGUUUUAUAAGAGAUACUGUGAUAUGUUCGGAGUUGGCUAUGGCAGCAAUCUUGACUGCUACAAUCAAAAGCCAUUCGGAUUAGGGUGAGCACUAUUCGGUUUGAAUCGAAUAAAUCGAAUCGAAUCGUCCUAAUUCGAUAAUUUAGUUUAAUUUUUAAGGUAAUUCAGAUAGGUUCGGUUUUAGAUUUUAAAAAUUUAUGUUAUUUUGGUUCAAUUCGGUUUGAUUUUGAAGAGAAAAAAUCGAUUGAAUCGAACUAAAUUGAAUUAUUUUAUUGAUUUUUAAAUUACUUUUUUUAUAGGAAAUUUAUGUAUUAUAUAUAUUAUUGUAUAUACAAAUUAUUUGAUUUCAUUGAUUAA
Molecule: messenger RNA, 2753 nt
Organism: Hevea brasiliensis (rubber tree)
Lineage: Eukaryota; Viridiplantae; Streptophyta; Magnoliopsida; Malpighiales; Euphorbiaceae
Product: inactive chitinase-like protein 1
Exons: 15
Coding region: 148-2484 (778 amino acids)
Biological process (GO): chitin catabolic process; defense response to fungus; protein phosphorylation
Molecular function (GO): ATP binding; chitinase activity; chitin binding
Source: RefSeq, a predicted model, not a curated record